GCUGGAGAAGCGAGAUGGGAGUUGGGGAGUGUUGCUGGACAGGAAGUCUUUCUUCCUGCUUCUGCUCCUUUGCACUCAGGUAGAAAAUGAACAACAAGAAAGGUAUUAGCUUGUAGUGGUCUGACAUGCCGGUCUGGCCAGCCAGGAUUCUCGAGACGAUAGAGCAAUGGAGUUCAAAACCUAUACUGGCCACUGUGCUUCUUGCAAUCAAUUUCUGGACCUCAAUUUGCCAUUUUGUGUCCAUGCACUGGACAAUGAGGCUGGCCGCGGCAGCCCUGUUUCUGAGUCUCACGCUGGUGGUCACCAGAGACAUGGAGGAAGGCGACUUGUGUUUGUACGAGGCUCUGUCUGACGCCGAUGCUGUCCUCUGCAAGGGCCUUGAAGUUUUCUACCCAGAGCUGGGGAACAUUGGCUGCAUGUUUGUUCCUGACUGCAACAACUACAGACAAAAGAUCACCCACUGGGCUGAGCCCAUAGUCAAGUUCCCUGGGGCCUUGGAGGGCGCAACCUACAUCCUGGUGAUGGUGGAUCCAGAUGCCCCGAGCAGGUCUUCACCCAAAGCUCAAUUCUGGAGACACUGGCUGGUAACAGAUAUAAAG
Messenger RNA from Leptonychotes weddellii (Weddell seal), 599 nucleotides. Lineage: Eukaryota; Metazoa; Chordata; Mammalia; Carnivora; Phocidae. The record is from RefSeq and is a predicted model, not a curated record.